AUCUGUCUGCAGCUCCUUCCCGCCCCGGCCUAGCUCUGCAAGCACUGAAUGCCAUCCUCUGCCACCAUGAGUCACCACCCGUCGGGCCUCCGGUCCAGCAUCAGCUCCACCUCGUACCGCCGGACCUUUGGGCCGCCGCCCUCACUAUCCCCGGGGGCUUUCUCCUAUUCCUCUAGCUCUCGCUUCUCCAGCAGCCGCCUGCUGGGCUCGGCAUCCCCGGGCUCCUCGGUGCGGCUGGGCAGCUUCCGUGCCCCUCGGGCGGGAGCCCUGCGCUUGCCCUCGGAGCGCCUCGACUUCUCCAUGGCCGAGGCCCUCAACCAGGAGUUCCUGGCCACUCGCAGCAACGAGAAGCAAGAGCUCCAGGAGCUCAAUGACCGCUUCGCCAACUUCAUCGAGAAGGUACGCUUCCUAGAGCAGCAGAACGCGGCUCUGCGCGGGGAGUUGAGCCAGGCCCGGGGCCAGGAGCCGGCGCGUGCGGACCAGCUGUGCCAGCAGGAGCUGCGCGAGCUGCGGCGCGAACUAGAGCUGUUGGGCCGGGAGCGCGACCGGGUGCAGGUGGAGCGCGACGGGCUGGCGGAGGACCUGGCCGCGCUCAAGCAGAGGUUGGAGGAAGAAACCCGCAAGCGGGAGGAUGCGGAGCACAACCUCGUGCUCUUCCGGAAGGACGUGGACGACGCCACCCUGUCCCGCCUGGAACUAGAACGCAAGAUUGAGUCUCUGAUGGAUGAGAUUGAGUUCCUCAAGAAGCUACAUGAAGAGGAGCUGCGAGACCUACAAGUGAGCGUGGAGAGUCAGCAGGUGCAGCAAGUGGAGGUGGAGGCCACCGUGAAGCCGGAGCUGACCGCGGCGCUGAGGGACAUCCGUGCGCAGUACGAGACCAUCGCGGCGAAGAAUCUGCAGGAGGCAGAGGAAUGGUACAAGUCUAAAUACGCUGACCUGUCUGACGCCGCCAACCGGAACCACGAGGCCCUGCGCCAGGCCAAGCAGGAGAUGAACGAGUCUCGACGGCAGAUCCAGAGUCUCACAUGCGAGGUGGACGGACUGCGCGGCACGAACGAGGCGCUGCUCAGACAGCUGCGGGAGCUGGAAGAGCAGUUCGCCCUGGAGUCGGGAGGGUACCAAGCGGGCGCUGCACGGCUGGAGGAAGAGCUCCGGCAGCUCAAGGAGGAGAUGGCGCGGCACCUGCGGGAGUACCAGGAGCUCCUCAAUGUCAAGAUGGCCCUGGACAUCGAGAUCGCCACCUACAGGAAGCUAUUGGAAGGCGAGGAGAGCAGGAUCUCGGUGCCAGUCCAUUCCUUCGCCUCCUUAAGUUUGAAGACAACUACUGUUCCUGAAAUGGAGCCUACCCAAGAUAGCCAUAGCCGGAAGAUGGUUCUGAUCAGAACUAUUGAGACCCGGGAUGGGGAGCAGGUGGUGACAGAGUCCCAGAAGGAGCAACUUAGUGAAUCGGACAAGUCUUCCACUCACAGUUACUGAGCCCCUCAUGCUCAGUACAAUCCUGGACCUAAGUCUACUCAAAGUCAAAUCCUAGCACUCCCCAGUCCUCAGCCAACCCGGUCCUUUGCAUGUGUCAUGAGUCUUUCCCAGCAAAGCCUCCACAGGCCAGCAGUAACAGGGCCUCUCCCAAUCCUGACAUACAGAUGUUUUCCUUUCCUUGUCCUUAUAAGAGGCAGAUGACCCCCAGGACAAGAAGUCUGUUCAAGAAUGAUCCCAUGAUCAAUAAGGUGGGCCAAAAUGUGCGUUCCGCUUUGAGUUAAAUAAAACUACUACUGAGAGAAACCUCUCGCUGCAUUUGUCUG
Molecule: messenger RNA, 1799 nt
Organism: Nannospalax galili (Upper Galilee mountains blind mole rat)
Lineage: Eukaryota; Metazoa; Chordata; Mammalia; Rodentia; Spalacidae
Gene: Prph
Product: peripherin
Exons: 9
Coding region: 49-1476 (475 amino acids)
Cellular component (GO): plasma membrane; type III intermediate filament; axon
Molecular function (GO): structural molecule activity
Source: RefSeq, a predicted model, not a curated record